AUGUCUACGGCUGACCAGAUUAUCGCACAAAUAUCGAGUUCCACUGGUCUUUGUGUCUCCCCGACAUGGCUUAGCACCUUCCUAGCUUCCUCCACCGCGCAGCGCAACAUCCCCGCCUCCGCACUCACCAAAACAGCUCUAUUUCGCGUUCUCGGUUCUGAUUUUCGUGAAUCGCUGGCCAGAAAUCCUUCCUCCUUGUUUCCCAUCGAUGUUUCUGACCCCAAAAUACAAGAAAGACGCCUCCCAGGUCCGAUCCCGGUACAAGUCCUCGAUAUCGAAGACAUAGGCACCAGUCUCUGGAGUCAGGUCGAAGCAAUUGAGCGUGUAGAGCGCGGUGAAGCAAUUCGAGGACGAGAAAUUGUGCGCACGGUUUCUGUGGGUGAGGAUGCUGAGGCAGCGGCGAACAAUGGAUCGGGGACAAAUCCUGCCGCGUCGGGGAGUAGUGGCUCUGGACCGCAUCGGCUGAUUCUUCAAGAUAUGGCCGGGACUAAGGUGGUGGCAAUUGAGAUGCAGCGCAUAGAUGCUGUUUCACUCGAGAAGCUGGCUAUUGGAGCGAAGUUCAUGCUGCGAGGUGUGACAGUUGCAAGGGGGAUGAUCCUCUUGGACUCUGAGUGCGCUACUUUGCUUGGUGGGAAAAUCGAGCUGUUAGAUAGGCCGUGGAAAGAAGGGCGAAAGUCGAGAUUGUUAGAGAGAAUCGCAUCUAUGGAGGGGUCGGACACCUAA
Molecule: messenger RNA, 723 nt
Organism: Penicillium longicatenatum
Lineage: Eukaryota; Fungi; Ascomycota; Eurotiomycetes; Eurotiales; Aspergillaceae
Product: OB fold domain-containing protein
Exons: 1
Coding region: 1-723 (240 amino acids)
Biological process (GO): double-strand break repair via homologous recombination; resolution of meiotic recombination intermediates
Cellular component (GO): RecQ family helicase-topoisomerase III complex; nuclear body
Source: RefSeq, a predicted model, not a curated record